GGAGAAAGAGACCAGGGCUGCGGAUUCGGGAGGCACAAGGAAUUGCGGGGAGCAGGGGGGGAAUUGCACGGUCCCUGCCACAACCAAUCCCAGCAGCGAUCACAUCAAUGCAAAUAGGAGCACAAUGGAGCUAGCAAUAAGCGCGCUGCAGCCAAGCUUGGAGCGGGCUGCGCUUGGCUGACGGGCCGCCUCUCCAAUGGCAGGCGCUGGGGGGCUGCCGGUGGCCAGUGGCUGUGGCGCGGGGGCGUGCCGGGGCCAGGCUAGGCUGUCCUUGCAGGGUAUCUGGGCUAAACUUCACCAAAUAAUAGCUGUUUGUAUUUUGGCUGCUGCAGGAGCCAUUUUAGGUAAACAAUAAUAGAACAGUAUCAGGAAUAUGCAAAAGCACACACACGAAGAAAUGUUCAAAGCUGCCUUGACACUAUUGUGCAGGAGUUGAAGAAGCCAAAAUUUCUAAAGAAGAAGCUCAAGAGACUGAAAAAUACUGAAAUGAGAACAGCUGAACCCUGACUCCAGAGUGUGUACAUUCUGUGUCCCUUUUUCCAGCCGAACAAGCUCCCUCAUCCCUUCUCUUCUUACAAAAGGCAAUGUAUUGUUCUUGGGAAAGAAGUAAUAUCCAUCCCAGUAUUGAUGAUAAUGAAAAUACAGAAGAAAGAAAAACAGCUGCCGAAUUUUAAAGUGUUGAGUCAUUCCCCAAUGUCUGAUGCCUCCAUCACCUUCGAAUGCAAGCCACAGUCCCCCUUUGCCAACAGCACAGACCAGGAGGAUUUGCAUGACCUGGUGACAAUCUCUGAGUUGGCCAGUGUGAACCUGGCCCAGAAGGACCAGCAGGAUGUGGUACCUGAUGUGGUACCUGCCGAGAUUGUGCAGAACAUGGUGACCUCCCAUAAUGGGAUGCAGGAUGAUGGGGGUGGGGGCACUGGGGUGAAGAAGAAACGGAAGAAAAAAGAGCUGGGGCAGCAAGAGCUGGGUGGGGAAAGAGAAGUCAAACCAAAGAGGAAGAGAGAGCCUAAGGAACCAAAAGAACCCAAAAAGCCCAAGGAGCCCAAAAAGCCCAAGGAGCCCAAACAGGAAGGGGCCAAGAAGCCCAGGAAGCCUCGGGAGCCCAAAGCCCCAAAAGAGCCUAAAGACAAGAAGAGCAACUCGGAAUCUCCCCCCAAAGCAAAGCCCAAGAAGUCCAGCACGGAGCAAGGACCAACUCCUGUUGAGAAGAAGAAAAAGGGGAAAAGGAAAAAUGACACUCCAGUGGAAAGCCUAGAGCUGGAGCAGAGCCUCCUCUCCCUGUCUGGGCAGAGCCCUGAGGAGUCUGGGGAAUCAGCUGACAGCCAGAAGCGCCGCUCCGGACGCCAGGUAAAGCGCAGGAAGUAUAAUGAAGACCUGGAUUUCAAGGUGGUGGAUGAUGAUGGUGAAACGAUAGCUGUGCUGGGAGCUGGUCGAGCUUCUGCUCUUUCUGCAUCUACCUUGGCCUGGCAGGCAGAGGAGCCUCCUGAGGAUGAUGCUAACAUCAUUGAGAGAAUCCUUUCGUCCAGGAUGGUGCAGAAGGAGACCUACCCUGGAGGCACAACGUAUGAACAGGAGGAGUUCUACGUAAAAUACCGCAAUUUUUCUUACUUGCACUGUAAAUGGGCUACAAUGGAGGAGCUGGAGAAAGACCCACGCAUCUCUCAGAAGAUAAAACGCUUCCGCAAUAAGCAGGCCCAGAUGAAGCACAUUUUCACCGAGCCUGAUGAAGAUCUGUUCAACCCAGACUAUGUGGAAGUCGAUAGAAUCUUGGAGGUGGCUCACACGAAAGACUCCGACACUGGGGAGGAGGUGACUCACUACCUGGUGAAGUGGUGCUCGUUACCUUAUGAGGAAAGCACCUGGGAGCUAGAGGAAGAUGUUGACCCUGGGAAGAUCAAAGAGUUUGAGAUUCUACAAAUCCCACCAGAACUAAAAUCCUUGGAACGUCCUGCCUCUGAAUCCUGGCAAAAGCUGGAGAAGUCUCGAGACUAUAAGAACAACAACCAGCUGCGGGAGUACCAGCUGGAGGGAAUGAAUUGGCUGCUCUUUAACUGGUACAACAGGAAGAACUGCAUUCUGGCUGAUGAAAUGGGUCUAGGGAAGACAAUCCAGUCCAUUACAUACCUCUCUGAGAUUUACCUGAUGGGUCUUCGGGGACCAUUCCUCAUCAUUGCCCCACUCUCCACCAUCACAAACUGGGAGCGGGAGUUCCGCACGUGGACAGAGAUGAAUGCCAUUGUAUACCAUGGCAGCCAGAUAAGCCGCCAGAUGAUUCAGCAGUAUGAAAUGGUAUACCGGGACACACAGGGCAGUCCUCUUCCAGGGCUCUUCAAAUUCCAUGUAGUAAUAACCACCUUUGAGAUGAUCUUGGCUGACUGCCCAGAGCUGAAGAAGAUCCAGUGGCGCUGUGUGGUUAUUGAUGAAGCCCAUCGUCUCAAGAAUAGGAACUGCAAAUUACUGGAAGGGCUGAAGCUCAUGUCUCUGGAACAUAAAGUGCUGCUGACUGGGACACCCCUGCAGAACUCAGUAGAGGAACUCUUCAGCCUGUUGAACUUCUUGGAACCGCAACAGUUCCCAUCUGAGUCAGCCUUCUUGGAGGAGUUUGGGGACCUUAAGACAGAGGAGCAGGUAAAGAAGCUCCAGUCCCUCUUGAAACCCAUGAUGCUGCGACGGCUGAAGGAUGAUGUGGAGAAGAAUCUAGCACCCAAACAGGAGACCAUUAUCGAGGUAGAGCUGACUAACAUCCAGAAGAAAUACUAUCGGGCCAUCCUGGAGAAGAAUUUCACCUUCCUGUCCAAGGGUGCUAACCAGCACAACAUGCCCAACCUCAUCAACACCAUGAUGGAGCUUCGCAAGUGCUGCAACCACCCCUACCUCAUCAAUGGGGCAGAGGAGAAGAUUCUGGAGGACUUCCGUAAAACACACAGCCCAGAUGCUCCUGACUUUCAGCUGCAGGCAAUGAUCCAGGCAGCAGGCAAGCUGGUCCUGAUCGAUAAGCUGCUGCCGAAGCUGAUUGCAGGCGGGCACAAGGUGCUGAUCUUCUCCCAGAUGGUGCGCUGCCUUGAUAUCCUGGAGGAUUAUCUCAUCCACAGGCGGUACACCUAUGAACGCAUUGAUGGACGGGUGCGUGGGAAUUUACGCCAAGCUGCCAUAGACCGCUUUUGCAAGCCGGAUUCAGACCGCUUUGUCUUCCUGCUGUGUACACGGGCAGGGGGACUGGGCAUCAAUCUUACUGCUGCGGACACUUGCAUCAUCUUUGAUUCAGACUGGAAUCCACAGAAUGACCUGCAGGCUCAAGCUCGCUGCCACCGGAUAGGGCAAAGCAAGGCAGUGAAGGUCUAUCGCCUCAUCACCAGGAAUUCCUAUGAGCGGGAGAUGUUUGAUAAGGCCAGCCUGAAGCUGGGCUUGGAUAAAGCAGUGCUGCAGGACAUCAACCGCAAGGGCAGCAACAAUGGGGUGCAACAGCUCUCCAAAAUGGAGGUAGAGGACUUGUUGCGAAAAGGAGCUUAUGGGGCUCUGAUGGAUGAGGAAGAUGAAGGCUCCAAGUUCUGUGAGGAAGAUAUUGACCAAAUCCUGCAGCGCAGAACCCAAACAAUCACAAUCCAGACUGAAGGAAAGGGCUCCACAUUCUCCAAGGCCAGCUUUGUUGCUUCUGGAAACAGAACUGACAUUUCGUUAGAUGAUCCCAACUUCUGGCAGAAAUGGGCAAAAAUAGCAGAACUGGAUACAGACACAAAGAAUGAAAAGGAGAGCCUAGUGAUUGACAGGCCCCGUGUUCGCAAGCAGACCAAACAUUACAAUUCCUUUGAGGAAGAUGAACUUAUGGAGUUCUCUGAGCUAGAUAGCGACUCUGAUGAGCGGCCCACACGUUCAAGGCGUCUCAAUGAAAAAACACGUCGCUACUUACGGGCAGAGUGUUUCCGUGUGGAGAAGAACCUGCUUAUAUUUGGCUGGGGACGGUGGAAAGACAUCUUGACCCAUGGCCGGUUUAAAUGGCAUCUCAAUGAAAAAGAUAUGGAAAUGAUUUGUCGAGCACUCCUGGUCUACUGUGUCAGACAUUAUAAGGGAGAUGAGAAGAUUAAGAGCUUUAUCUGGGAUUUGAUUACUCCGACAAAGGAUGGACAGAACCAGGCCCUGCAGAACCAUUCAGGCUUAUCAGCCCCAGUGCCAAGGGGGAGGAAGGGGAAGAAAACUAAGAACCAGAUGCUGCUCCCUGAGAUCAAGAAUGCAGAUUGGCUCACCACCUGCAAUCCUGAGAUCGUCCUCCAUGACGACAGCUACAAAAAGCACCUAAAGCAACAUUGUAACAAGGUGCUGUUGCGGGUGCGGAUGCUCUACUAUUUGAAAGCUGAAGUGCUGGGGGAGGCAGCUGACAAAGCCUUUGAAGGAACCCCUGCCAAAGAUCUGGAUGUCCUGCUGCCAGAUAUUGACUAUGUGGAGAUCCCUGUGGAUUGGUGGAAUGCUGAGGCAGAUAAAUCCCUUCUCAUUGGAGUUUUCAAACAUGGUUAUGAGCGGUACAAUGCUAUGCGAGCCGAUCCAGCCCUCUGCUUCCUUGAGAAAGUAGGCAUGCCAGAUGAGAUGCUGCUGUCUGUGGAGCAGAGUGUCAUUGAUGGAGUGCAGGAUGCCCCAGAAAGAGCGAAUGUGGAUAAAGAAGAGAACAGUGCAGACAAACUGGAUGGGCUGCAGAAGCAGGAGGAGACUUCAGAUUGUGGUGAAGUUACGGAGAAGAAAGAUAACAGCGUUGCAGCCCAGGAUGGCUCCGACCCAGACAAAUCCAGCUGGCCUGUGUCAUCUGCCCUCACAGCAAGGCUGCGGCGUCUCGUCACUGUUUACCAGCGCUGUAACCGUAAAGAGCUGCCAUCCAGGCCUGAGAUCAUAGGGCCUUGUAACCAUGGCUAUUGGCUACAAGAGGAAAUGUUCCGAAGAGCCAACGAGAUGGAUCCUAUGAACAAGGAAAUGCAGAAAAGAUGGACCAGAAGAGAGCAGGCAGAUUUCUACCGCACUGUCUCUUCAUUUGGGGUCAUUUAUGAUCCAGAGAAGAAGAUCUUUGACUGGACCCAGUUCCGAUCCAUUUCACGUUUGGAGAAGAAAACUGAUGAAAGCCUAGAAAAAUAUUUCUACAGCUUUGUUGCCAUGUGCAGGAAUGUCUGUCGCUUGCCCCAUUGGAAAGAAGAUGGUCCAGCAGAUCCUAGUAUAUAUGUGGAACCAAUUACAGAAGAACGUGCUGCAAGGACACUGUACCGAAUUGAACUCCUACGGAAGAUCCGUGAGCAAGUGUUGAGAUGUCCACAGCUGCAUGAUCGACUCAAACUUUGCCGUCCAAGUCUAUACCUUCCUGUGUGGUGGGAGUGUGGCAAGCAUGACCGGGAUCUGUUGAUUGGUACGGCUAAACAUGGGCUGAACCGCACAGACUAUUAUAUCAUGAAUGAUCCCCAGUUGUCAUUUCUGGAUGCCUACAGAAAUUAUGCUCAACACAAAAGGACAGGGGUCCUUGGUGCAGAGAACUUGUGUUGUCAUCAUCAGGCAAAUUCUAAACUGUUUUGCUCCCCUUCAUAUAGUCAAUUGGAAAGAAAACGUGAAUCUGCAGACACAGAAACUGAGAACUGCAUGAAGCUAGUGAGCACAGGCGAUGGUCUCUCAAGGACAGAAAGCAUUUCUCAGGAUGACAGCUGUGAAAAUUUUAUGGCUAAAGUCCGGGGCAUGAUUUCUAUUAACUAUGAUGAGAGCUCUUUACCUGAUUCUCUGAUGUGCAUGAUGUAUGAUGAAAAGGCCUGCAACAGUGAGCACAGCUCCCUGGCUCGUGACAGCCCCAGCUGCACAGACGUCAGCAGCAAUACUACCAAAAUGGCAGAGGGCAAAAUAGAUGGGGAUGAAGAUCUGUCUAGCUGUGAUGCUGAGACCACAAGAGAGCCCUCCUUCUUGGAUCACUUGCAGCUAGGCAGUGACCAAAUGGAGGGUCAAAAUGCAGCCCAGGAGCCUUCGACCAAGGAGACAAAGCCCUUGGAGAGCUUUACUGGGGAGCCCUGUGAUACCCUUCAGCACAUGGAGAAUCAGUAUGCUAGUGCAGGAUCAGUACCAUUUGAAAGGGAUAGCAUGGAAGGGGUGUUAAGCAUAGGAGUAUACAGCCCUAGUCUUCAUAACUUUGAUAUCGAAGUCCACCCUGAGAAGAGGUUCAUGGGCUUGUUGCAUGAUAAGGGUUUGGAAGAGAAAUCAGUACAGAGUCAGAGCCACAGUGAGGAAGAGGAAGAUGAGGAGGAGGAGGAGGAAGAUGAAGAUCAUUUGGAGACAGCAGCAGAUGCUGUAGAAAAUUUGAGAGGCUGCCUAAAGUCUCCAGAUGUUGACGAAGCCCAAGCUAUUGUGCAAGAGGGACAGAAACAUAGUUCCUGUAUUCUCAAUACCCUGGACUCAUUCAUGGAGGAAAGGAAUAAGGAGCCGGUUGAGUCAAUCUCAAGUGAGCAGGCAGCAUCCAAAUGUGAUAGUGAGCCAGGGGCUGGGGAGGAUGAUCAAGCUGAAUGUGAGAGCCUUGAGGAGCAUAUGCCAGCCUUGCAGGAGAUCCAGGCCUGCCAUCACCAUCACUCUGCACGGGGCCAGGGUUCAGCAAUUCAGAUGGAGCUCUUAAAGACACAUCCUAUCUGCAUGAAGGUGGACCUCUGGGGAGAUGACAGUGAGGGGAAGAGGGACAGUCCUGUUGUUCAGCCUCUCUGUGAGAGUGGAAUAAAGAGAGAGGAAGAUGAGUGUGAGAACCAAGACCUAGAGAAGAGGGAUGAAAUCAGCCAAAAUCAAGAUUGUUUUGAGAAGUUUUCCGAAGAUGAAAGCAAGAGCUCCAUGUUUGCUGUGCCUGGAGAGAUCGAUGAACUUCAGGAUGUCCGGGCACCUACCAUAGCUCAGCUUUUGCAGGAGAAGACGCUCUACUCUUUCUCAGAGUGGCCUAAGGACCGAGUGAUCAUUAACCGCAUAGACAACAUCUGUCAUGCCAUCUUAAAAGGCAAAUGGCCUUCUUCCAGCCAGCCAUCUGAAAUACAAAGCAUGAUGCCCACUCCUGUGUUAGCCAGCAAUACUGGCAAUAGGAACAGCUACACCAAUUCAGAAACCUCGGAGCCCAGCUUCAGUAAUGGAGUGAUAACUACACAGGUCCAAAAGGAAGGUUUCCUGGCUCCCACCUUUGUCAAAGAUGAACACAAGCACCAGCAACCAUAUGAAUUUGAGAUGGAGAGAGAUGCCAAGCAGCGGAGUCUUGAACAGCUAGUUGCAUCCCACCCCCAUCCUUCAAUUGUGUUAAAUGGCUGGCGGGAUGCAGCAGUUGACCUCUCAAGAGUGGCUGAUGGAUCCCCAGCAAAUAGCUCUCCUUUCACCUUGAGCGCAAGCAUACCUAAGUUAGGGACAGUGAAUGCCCUGCAGGGUUCCCUUGGCAUGGACUUGUCUGGUAUCCUUCAGGCAGGAUUAAUUCAUCCUGUAACAGGACAAAUUGUCAAUGGGAGUCUACGAAGAGAUGAUGCUGCCAUGAGAAGAAGGCGGGGCAGGAGAAAAAAUGUGGAAGGGAUAGACGUCAUAUUACUGAAGGAAAGAAGCCUCCAGACCGGGUUGCCGGAAGAUCAAACCCUGACUGUACCAAGUAAUAUCAACCCUGAUGGGCCAGACAUCACUACCUCAACUCAGCAGACAGUUCCAGCCCCUAAUGUCCAGGCAGAGAAGAUUGUUCCAAACAAGAGUCUUCUGGACUGGCUGAGACAGCAGUCUGACUACACUCUUGAAAUCCCUGGCUUUGGCACAAAUUUUUCAGAGAAGCCUAAACAGAGGAGGCAGCGCUGUAAGGACCCCAGCAAAUUGGAUAUUAAUUCUCUCACGGGGGAGGAGCGAGUGCCUGUGGUCCAUAAGGGUACAGGACGACGAUUAGGAGGAGCUAUGGCACCAGCAUUGAAGGAAUUGCCAAGGUGGCUUGAUGCAAAUAUGGAGUAUGCUGUUGCAGCAGACUGGUCUGACAUUGUUAAACUUUCAGGGUUCUUACCUGAAAGCAAGUUUAAUCGUAUUCUCACUGAACCUGUACUCCGAGAUGCUGGGCCUCGACGGAGAGGAAGGAGGCCAAGAAGUGAACUUUUUAAAACUCCUGGCAUAGUAGCAGAUGCUUCUUCUGGAAUUGGACCAUUAUUCAUGAAUGGACUUAUUGCUGGAAUGGAUUUAGUAGGACUCCAGAAUAUGAGAAACAUGCAAGGCAUUCCUUUAACUGGGCUGGUUGGGUUUCCUGCUGGAUUUGCAGCAAUGCCUGCUGGUGAGGAUGUCAAAAGCACUCUAAGUAUGUUGCCGAUGAUGCUGCCAGGCAUGGCUGCUGUACCACAGAUGUUUGGUGUUGGAGGACUUCUCAAUCCAUCAAUGGCAACGACUUGUACGUCAACUGCUCCCACUUCAUUAGCAAGCACAACCAAAAGUGGUACAUCUCAUUCAGAAAAGGAUGCUGAAGAGAAACAGAGUGACCCAGAUGCAAAAACAGAAACUCUUUCUGAAGACAAAUCUGGUCCUAGUUCAUUUUCUGAUCAGUCGGAACCUGCAAUAACUGCCAGUAAUCCAGUAGCUUUUAACCCAUUUCUUAUUCCAGGAAUGUCAUCUGGACUGAUCUAUCCCUCAAUGUUUCUUUCUCCUGGUAUUGGCAUGGCAUUGCCAAGCCUUCAGCAAACCAGACAUUCAGAGGUAACAAACCUAGAAAGCCAGAAACGCAAAAGAAAGAAAACUAAAGGGGAGUUAGCAAAUCCAGAACCAGAAACUCUUUUGCUGUCUGACAAGGAACAUGCAAACAAUCAAAACUGUACUGAACAAACACCAUCUGUGUCAGCAGAAAAUGAACAUCAUGUACCAGCAGAGGAGAAAGAGAAGUUGAGAGAAAUUAAAGAUACCAAUUAGAACUUUUGUUUCUUUCUGGAAAAAAAAUGUGGCUUGUAAGUUCCUCAUCCCAUAAAUAUUUGUUAUCGCCCUCUGUACCCAUGUCACCUUCAUAAAAACCUGUGUUUCUAUAAGUAAUAUUAUCUACCUAAAUCCUGGUAAGAAAGCUAUGGUGACAUGUUGAUAGUUGCAGGGUCCUACCAUAGAUUAUAAGCAAUGUUCUACAAUUAGUAUGGGAGGCACAGAAUUCUUGUCCAGCUGUCCAGUCUUCUCCUCCCCGCCCUCUCCACCAAACAGUAGUAAAUAAGUACUUGGUCAUCCCCCAAACUGCUUGUUUUUUGAGGGUGGGGGGAUAAAAUCAUAGAUUAAGAAAAUGCUUCUCUCUUGAUGAAAUCACAAAACACAGGAAAAGGUAGAUGUUUUUACAAUGACACUGAAUUUAAAAAAAAUCUUGUAUUUUGGGGUAAAAAGCACAGUUAUAGUAAGUGCUAAUGUGUAUUUUUUGAUUUAAAGUAUUUCCCUAUUUUAUCAUGGUUACUAGAAUAGUAGUAUAGACAGAAGUAUAUAACUAAUGAUUGAAAAUGCAUAUAUUCAUUUCUUUUUUUAAAAAAAGGCAUAAAUGGUAGAUAUAUAAUUUCCUCCUGUUCACACUACAAAGUUUUGGAAACAAACUGCUGUAAGUGAAAAGAUUACCUGAACUUUUAUAUUUCUAAAACCAAAUCUUGUUUUAUUUUAAAGUGCAUUUCAGUUGUCCUUUCUUGAAUUCUUAGAAGGCCAUUUCCAGUUCCUGCUGAGAAAUAGAUGCACAUCUUUGCAUGUUUUUCCCCCAGGGGGAGGGGCUUAAUAUCUAUAACUACCAGUUGCUUUUUCAUUUUGCUAUUCUUCAUUUCUCACAAAGGCCCUUAAAAGUAUUUUUCCCAGUGAAGAACAUACCACUGAUUUUAAUUUUCUUAUGUGGGAACUAUAUCUGAAUUUUAUCAAUUCUUCUCCUUCCUUGAGAAAUGAUGUUAUUUUUGGAAACAGAUUUUUAAAAAGCCGUAGGCUGGGCUUUUACAUUUUAGAUGGCCUUUGACAAGGACAGUUGACAGUUUCAAAGCUUGAGUUUAUCUUCUGUUUCUAGUAUUAGACUGUGAAGAAAACAUUUUUGCUCCUUCUUUUCAUUCCUUUUGAUCCCUAGCAUUGUUGAAUGAUAUGUCCCAACAUCUCUGCACAUACAUUUUGUGUCAGUGUUUUAAAUGAAAUCCUUUAAAAAUAUGAACAGAUUUCCAAAGCUCAGUGUGUUGAAAAACCCUCCACAGGCAAUUCUUACUCUGCUUUCUCCCCACUCCUAUGUCACUUUUCUUUCACUUGGGCUUGUUCUAAUUUACAGCUCAUGGUUCGAGACUUGAAAAAAAGACACACACACACACACACACACACUUUGUGGUGCGAUGUUUAAAUGGCAGACCAUUAGAGGGGCUUGGGAGUGUAUGCUAGUAUUCAGUUUCACAUUUGGUUUGUCACAAUUUACUGUAUUUUUUACUUUUUUUCUGUUACAGUUUUGCUAAUUUAUCAGAUGGUCCAAAUGUUUUGACAUAACUAUUUCAGUUUGCAUUAUUUAUUUAUGAUGCUUUUUCAUUGUCUUUUAUACAUUUGGGAUUAUAAAGUAUGUACAUGUUAAAAUUAGCAUCUCAAAGAAGUCUGUUACCCAUGAACUAAAAUUAAGUCUGUACAUUGCAGUGAAUUUACUUAGUUUAUGGGUUGGAAUCGGUUUCAAUAAUUUAUACAAUUGGUUAUGAUACUGCAAACAAAUAAAAAUGGAUAAUGGCAUAGGCCCUAUUUAAUAGCACGUGUAGCAUAGAUACUGUAUCACUAUUGACAGAUUUCUUAGAAAUGCUGCUAUCUCUGUUUAACUAACAUUUUGUUCAGUUUGCCUCCAGUGGAAGCAGAGAGGUUUUUUUCAGCUGUUAAAUCCAAAUCAAUAUAAUUUAUUUAUGUAAAAAAAAAAAAUCACUUGAUAUAUUUUUGAACCUUUUAAGUACUAACUUUUUAUUUAGUAGAAAAACAUGUACUUGCCCUAAAUCCUUAAAAUACAAAUGCUAUAAAACUUCAUAUAUCUUGAAAGCCUUACUGUGAAUGGAUGCAGAUUUCUCUCCAGAAUCUAUUUAUAAUGUAUCCAAGGAUUAUUUGCCAGGUUUACACUCUUAAGGAACAGGGUUGAGACUGAACUUUAGUUUGUCAGCAUGUUCUAUAUAGCUUGUUCUUUCUUAUUUAAUGUGUGUGUCUGAGUAUGUAGGCUUCUCUUUGACCUUUAAUGUGUGAUCCUUUUGCAGUGAUGGAGCUGUUCUGGCUUAUUUACAGUGAAAGGCAUGAAUGGCUACUUAUUUUUUACCAUAAUCAUCUUCAAGAAUAAAUGCCAGUUUUUCCACAUAUUCCGUAAACACUCACAUAAACAUAGAUGCUUCAUCAAAUGUGCUAUUAAAAUAAACUGUCUGUGCUUGUAAACAUGGAUAUAUAGAUUUAAAAGUCAAGAUUUUUAAUUUUUUAAUUUAGUGCCUAAUUUAUAUUAUGCUUUUUAAAAAAUACUGGCGGAACCGUGCUAAAGAUGUUUAUACUCCCCCCACCCCCAGGAAAUCUAUUUCUAAUUGUUUUGCUUGACUUGGAACUAAACAUGAUUUGCCUUUUUCCUAGCAUGA
Molecule: messenger RNA, 11546 nt
Organism: Hemicordylus capensis (graceful crag lizard)
Lineage: Eukaryota; Metazoa; Chordata; Lepidosauria; Squamata; Cordylidae
Gene: CHD6
Product: chromodomain helicase DNA binding protein 6
Exons: 41
Coding region: 628-8892 (2754 amino acids)
Molecular function (GO): protein binding; ATP-dependent chromatin remodeler activity; ATP binding
Source: RefSeq, a predicted model, not a curated record